CAUGUUGCCACCAGAACCUCCUGUGAACAUAAAGUUGCUUCCAGGGAACAAUUAGCCAGAGGUCUCUGCAAUAACAAGGAAAUUAAUUCCAACUUGUACAAUUACUGUGAUCAGCACUACAAAGACACUUAUCCAUGCGCCCCUGGAAUUGCAUACUAUGGUCGGGGUGCUCUACCGAUAUAUUGGAACUAUAAUUACGGAGAAGCAGGUAAAGAUUUGAAGGUGGAUUUGUUGAACCAUCCAGAGUACAUUGAACAAAAUGCUACCUUGGCCUUCCAAGUUGCAAUUUGGAGGUGGAUGACGCCAAUUAAGAAGCAUCAGCCUUCAGCACAUAAUGUCUUUAUAGGUUACUGGACACCCACCAAAAAUGACACUUUGGCCAAGAGAGUUUCUGGUUUUGGUGCUACUAUGAAUGUGCUCUACGGAGAUCUUAUUUGUGGUCAAGUUGAUAAUAAUUCCAUGAACAACAUCAUCUCCCAUUACUUACAUUACCUUGAUCUUAUGGGUGUUGGUCGAGAAGAAGCAGGGCCUCACGAAGUGCUUAGCUGUGCUAAGCAGGUUGCUUUCAAUCCAUCUUUUUCCUCAUCUCCUUGAGCUCUGUUUGGUGUUGAUGGAUAAUCUGUCCUUUUUGAAUUAAUUUGUAUCUAAGAACUUCUGAAGCAACAAAAAGAAAUGUUCAAACAUUAAGGUGUGGUAAGAGGUUGUAUAAAAUAUUUGUGUUUCUAUGUGAUGCUAAA
Quercus lobata is the source of this 737-nucleotide messenger RNA. RefSeq names its product chitinase-like protein 2. Gene Ontology annotation, molecular function: chitinase activity. Lineage: Eukaryota; Viridiplantae; Streptophyta; Magnoliopsida; Fagales; Fagaceae. The annotation marks the transcript as partial. The transcript has 3 exons. The record is from RefSeq and is a predicted model, not a curated record. Gene Ontology annotation, biological process: cell wall macromolecule catabolic process; chitin catabolic process.